AUGUACCUGCAAGCAAACCCUUGGCCGCGCCCCAAUUCCUCAGAGUCGCGCUGUAAGAACGCACCCCCCUCUCUCCGGUUCGAGUUCUCCGAAAGCUCGGCGACAAAGCAGCAACUAUGUUCCCAUUUGAAGCAGGAACUAACAGCUGUGCGUGAGUGCAUCUCUAUCCACGUUGGCCAAGCCGGUGUCCAGAUUGGCAAUGCCUGCUGGGAGCUCUACUGCCUAGAACAUGGCAUCCAACCAGAUGGGCAGAUGCCCAGCGAUAAGACCAUUGGGGGAGGAGAUGAUUCCUUCAACACCUUCUUCAGUGAGACUGGAGCUGGCAAACACGUUCCCAGGGCUGUGUUUGUGGAUUUGGAGCCAACAGUGAUUGAAUACAUGGCCUGCUGCCUGUUGUACCGUGGUGACGUUGUUCCCAAAGAUGUCAAUGCUGCUAUUGCCACCAUCAAGACCAAACGUACCAUCCAGUUUGUAGACUGGUGUCCCACUGGUUUCAAGGUUGGUAUCAACUACCAGCCCCCGACCGUGGUCCCCGGAGGCGACUUGGCCAAAGUGCAGCGUGCAGUCUGCAUGCUGAGCAACACCACAGCCAUUGCUGAGGCCUGGGCCCGCCUGGACCAUAAGUUUGACCUGAUGUAUGCCAAGCGUGCCUUUGUCCACUGGUACGUUGGGGAAGGGAUGGAAGAAGGAGAGUUCUCAGAGGCUCGGGAGGACAUGGCUGCUCUGGAGAAGGAUUAUGAGGAAGUGGGUGUGGAUUCUGUUGAAGGAGAGGGUGAAGAGGAAGGAGAGGAAUAUUAGACCUGCUUUGCCACAUCUCUGCUCCUCGUCUCCAUGAUGUUUCAUUUAACACACUUAGCUUACUAGUUACCUGGGGCCGUGAUACUACAAAGGAAUGCAGCAGACACUAGGAUGUCUUGCCAUUCCGCCAUGUGAUCAUGUCAGUUUUCCAUGUCUUAAACGUAUCAUGUCUGUGAAAUAAAAUGGUAUAAAACA
Messenger RNA from Thamnophis sirtalis, 993 nucleotides. Lineage: Eukaryota; Metazoa; Chordata; Lepidosauria; Squamata; Natricidae. The record is from RefSeq and is a predicted model, not a curated record.